Messenger RNA from Schistosoma spindalis, 330 nucleotides. The record is from the annotation of a GenBank genome assembly. NCBI's taxonomy places the organism in Eukaryota, Metazoa, Platyhelminthes, Trematoda, Strigeidida, Schistosomatidae.
AUGAAACUUGUCUAUUCUAAUCAUCAAUCAAUAAUCGGGAUCAUCAAUCAUGAUACAGAUGAACCAUUUCUACAAAUAGAUCAUUAUUAUUAUAUAGAAUCAACAAGAUUCAAUCAAUCAUCUCCAGUGAUAUUUGAUUCUAUGAAGAAAUCGAUUAUUCUAUCUAGACCAUGGACAUUUAUGCCUUUAUUUCCAAUAAUAUAUUAUGGUGAAGCAUUUCGAUUGGUUACAAUAUUUUCACAAGGUACGUGUGAUGAAAUGAUUAUCAUUUUGUAUGUUGUAAUUGAUGUUGGAUCAUCAUAUGAUGGAAGUGGUGGAAUGGAUCUUUGA